This is a messenger RNA of Acanthisitta chloris (rifleman), 289 nucleotides long. Its product is annotated as arf-GAP with Rho-GAP domain, ANK repeat and PH domain-containing protein 1-like. The transcript has 4 exons. Lineage: Eukaryota; Metazoa; Chordata; Aves; Passeriformes; Acanthisittidae. The annotation marks the transcript as partial. The record is from RefSeq and is a predicted model, not a curated record. Gene Ontology annotation, cellular component: plasma membrane; trans-Golgi network; cytoplasmic vesicle.
CUGGGGCUUUACAGUCUUCUAUGAAAACGAGAAGCACGAGAAGCAGCAAUGGUACCUGUGCUGUGACACCCAGGCUGAUCUGCGGGAGUGGUUCGCCACCUUCCUCCAUGUGCAGAAUGGGGGGGCCCUGUGGCCCUCGGAGCGCCCCAGGGUGAGGGCAUCGCGACCGCAGCAGGAUGCCAGGUUGGGUAACAUCUCCCUCAUCCCACUGCGGGGCAAUGAGAGCGAGAUGAGGAACAGUGUGGCUGCUUUUGCUACUGACCCUCUAACUCUCCUGCGAAACGUCUGA